Messenger RNA from Acanthaster planci (crown-of-thorns starfish), 4296 nucleotides. Its product is annotated as microtubule-associated protein RP/EB family member 1-like. Lineage: Eukaryota; Metazoa; Echinodermata; Asteroidea; Valvatida; Acanthasteridae. Gene Ontology annotation, molecular function: microtubule binding. The record is from RefSeq and is a predicted model, not a curated record.
UCAGACGAUCAUGACGAUUUGAAUUGAAUACCGACUCUACCCGUGUUUUCGUCAUUGUGGUUAAUUUAAUGGAAAAGGCUGUAAAACCGACACUGAAUGCGGGAUUGUAAACUUGGGACCCCCACUGUUUUUUGUUAUUUUAGUCUUGCAAAACUGGUGGAAUUUUGUCUCGUCAACCCAUUUUUUUUUCAAGAUGGCCAACAUCAGCGUAGUGAACGUUAUGAGUACGAACCAAACGACAGACAACCUCAGCCGAGCUGAUAUGCUACAGUGGGUCAACAACUCCCUCUCUCUCCACUAUACAAAAAUUGAAGAAAUGUGUUCAGGUGCUGCCUAUGCUCAGUUUCUCGACUUGCUCUUCCCAGGGGCAAACAUCAACUUGAAAAAGAUCAAAUUCAACUCGAAGCUAGAGCAUGAAUACAUCACAAACUGGAAGUACGUUCAGAGCAUCUUCAAAAAAGCCGGCAUUGAUAAAGUAAUACCCAUAGACAAACUGAUCAAGGGCAAAUUCCAGGAUAACUUUGAGUUCAUCCAGUGGUUCAAGAAGUUCUUUGAUGCCAACUAUGAGGGACGGGAAUACGACCCUAUUGCUGCAAGGGCAGGACAGGGCGUCAAAGCAGGCACGGGGGCAGCGCCCGUCAGGAAGGCUCCUCCAUCGCAAAGACCUGCACUACCCGAGCCAAGAGUUUCGCCUAAAAAGCCGGUUGUUGCCGUAGAGCCUAGGGCGGCGCGGCCUGCAGCCCAGAGGGUGGGCCCGGCUGGCGGAGGGGCAAUGAGAAACAACAACCAGGAGGCCAGGGAGAACGUGGAAGUCGCUGAGCUUAAACUGAAGGUUAACGAGACAGAGAUUGCGAUAGCCAGCCUAGAAAAGGAGAGGGAUUUCUACUUUGAGAAGUUGAGGAACAUCGAGGUUAUAUGCCAAGAGCCUGACAGUGAGGAAAUACCCUGCGUUAAAAGAAUACUGGAAAUCCUCUACGCGACUGAGGAUGGCUUUGAGGCACCGGAGGGCGAAGGAGAGGAAGAGGAGCCGGCAUACUUGGGGGAGGAAUGUCUGAAUGAUGACGGAGACGAAGGCCAAUAUUAUUAAAUCAGUCACAAUCGCGACAAUCACAUAGUAUGCAGUCCAGACUUAGUGGUUUUUCUGAUGCACGGGCCAGUGUCCAAAACGGAGGCCCAGUUUCAAAUUGGGAACGUCCGUUUUUUGUUUUUUUUUGUUUGUUUGUUUUUUUUUUGAGCCGAGAGCAGUUUACCAAUCCAGAAUUAGCUGACUGCACUUUCCAACCAAAUUAUCAUGAGACAUGCAUUGCUUCUAACAGACCUGCCAACAUGCCGUACUCCUUCCUGAGGUCAGGCAUUAGCACACAAUAGAUUAAAAUUUUGAAUGAACUGAAGGCUCAUUUAAAUACCUUUCAGGAAGGAGAACGACAAGGUCGGAAGGUCAGUUGUAAGUGGUCUCCGGCCAACUUUGCUGAGCAUUCAGUAGCAUCACGGGGGGGGGGUGUACAGGUUGGCAGAUUGCAAUAGGGUGAACAUCUGAUCGAGCAAAACCGGGCUACUGAUAGCAGCAAAAAUUGGGACAUUGAAAAUGGGUUCUCAGUGCUGACGGGGAACAGCAAUGCUAAUCCCAAGUCCAAUUGGUACGGAGGUCAGUGCUUUGCACUGAAUUCACAGGGGAAGAGCAAAGCUCGAUGCUUGGCUUAUAGCCCUGGACGAUCGCUCCCAAUGUAGAGCCUCGAACUAGUUUCUCAGCCUAAUACUUGAGAGCUCAGUGAAGUGUGCCAACACUGACUACCCUGUGAGAUCAGCAGCCAAUUUGAUGCACGUGUUGGCGUUACAUAACUGGGGCGGACAUUCCUUUGCUUUGGUGUAGUUAAGAUUUAAGAAAACUUGGUGAAAAUACCCCCUUGAACUCUGACCUGUCUUGCUUUUUUGGCAACAGAUAACCCUUAACGUCAAAAUGCCUCUAAACCAUGUUCACCAGGGAAGGGAAAACCUGUUUGGAAGUGAAUCCACAGAAGGCAGUAGCUGCCUGCACUGUGUGGACAUCUUUUGUUCAGAGGUCCACAAAGUGACUGACACAUUUGUGCUCGCCAGCAGGUGGAGCUGCAGAGUUGAAAGUGAUUGCCCGUGUAGCAAACAAACCAAAAAAAACGAACCAGUCAGAAGUAGUGUGCAUUAUAUGUUAACUUAGCUGGUAACCUGUCUUUGCUGAGCGAAUCUUGCCUGUUCUCGAUGCCGUUCAGCUCUAGUCUUUAGAAUUGGACCCCCGGGUCUGUAAAAACUGUAACAACAAAUUUCUCUUCACGUGUUUGGACUGUGCUUCAAGCAGAUUCUUAAGAGGAAAGUAACUUCAUGUCAAAAGGGGUAUUGACCGCUAACAUAUAACAGGAGGAAAACAAAUAUAUCUGCCAUGGCUCACUGUACCAGAGUUAAUUUUGGUAAUUUUUUUUGACGUUGUAGCUGCUGUUAUUAAGUUGUGAAAAUUGACAGUGUAAAUAUUAAUUGGGCACUGAAGACGUAAGCAAGAAAUGGUCAUAAUUGUACAGUGUUGAGAGAAUGGCGAUACGAGCGUUUCACGGUAGUGCGCCUCCAAGAGUUUGCAAUGCAUUGAUAAAUCACAAUGCGCGGAAUCUGUCGACAUAAUGCGCGUCUGGAAAGGGUCGACAGAUUUCGCGCGUUGUGAUUGGCCAAGGCGCUGCAAACUCUUGAAGGCGCACUGUUGUCAGACUCGCCCGUGUUGGUCACAUUUAACUAGUCACAUUAUUCAAAAUAAAAAGUGUUAAGGACAAUUACAUUAAUUAGCAGUCUGCAAAGAAAUUAAAGUGAAUGCAUUUUCUAAGAAUUUAGUUGGUCUCAGAAGAAUUGAAAAAGAAUGCUUCCAGGAAAUUUUUUCCUUGACACUUGGAGUCUCAAAAGAAUUUCGGUGGCAUAAAUUAGCAUAUCGAGUUGCUUUGUGGAGUAUUUAUAACUUCCCACUCAAAGAAGCAGUCGUGACUAGUUGUUUAUAGAUUGAGCGAUCUUCAGACUUAAGAAUCUAAAGGAAACAUAUGUUUAUGCAUGUACAAUUUUUCGUUUCGAAAAUCCUUCAUUUCUAUCCUGUGUUUAUCUCUCCAAUAUUUAAUCUAAAAGUUACACUUUGUGAUCAGUGUUAUAUUAAGAUUUCCGUAUUUGAGUCCCCUUUGAAGAUUAAGUGCUAUCUACUCAACAUGGAGAAGUUAUGUCAAUCUUUUGUGUACCAGAAGGGGGCGUUGACGCAAUGACUGACCAUAAUCGGUACUGUGACUCGCUAUGGUUUUUUUGAAAUUGGGUGUAAAAAAUUUGAUCCUGCACUGGCCGAAUUUUGGCCUACUUGCCGCGUGGCUAAAUGCUAAAUGGAAUGUUUGGUUUCGGCCAUCGAGUUAAAUUGGUUUUUAUUGUGAUGCAUUGCCGUCCAACCUUCAGUCGUGCCCGAAACGGGCUUCUAGAGCUACGGCUAGGUCUAUUGUCUGCGCGUCUCAGCGUAUUUACAAUGGAGUGAGGACCUAGACCUAGCUUCAGACAACAGAAUCGGAUGCAACCCUGUAGUUUGAGGUGAUACACAGUUUUCUAAUUCCAAAGCAUUGUCAACCGCUGAACAGCUAGCUGUGAGGGCGCUCGAUGUUACAGCUUUACUUAUUUUCUGAGGCCGAGUUGUCACUGUUCCCCAAUCUAAUAAAAUGUGCAUCGACGUAUGAAAGUACCAGGCACGCGCCACUGUGUAGCCAAAAAUCACACAACAGAUAUGGCGGUGGGGCGAGAUCAGUUCUCAGCUGAACUAAUCUCAAGCGUUGUCGUCGUUCAUCUUGGCCAGAUCAAAAUUUGCUUUCUUCAGAAUUUUUCUCAGAGCCACGGCCGCAUAGGAAACACACACACAUGCACAUUGUGGUUCUGUGUUCGGCGAAAAUUACAUGCAUGCGGUAAACGAAUUCAGAUUUCGUCCAUUGACACCUUGUCAAAUGGCGAAGAAUUAAAUACAUGUAUGAACCUUUUAGAGAAGCAGGAAAGACCUCUUUUGCUAAAUUUUUGUUUUGUGACCAUCGAAUAUCGUUCAAUGUACAAUAGUAUUGGCCCAGCCCCUUUAUGUACAGUGCCACGCAUUACUGUUAUUAUUUUGUAUAUAAUUCCUCAGUUGAGUUUUCCAGACCGUUUGUAUGCAGUUGUGUUUUCUUGUUGGUUUGUCCUUUUUUUGCCAACCAUGUUACCAAAAAAGAAUAAUCCUUGUGAUUUUACAUAUCGUGCCGAAAAUGCAUGUCAUUAAAAUAAUUCGUUCAAAAACAG